Molecule: messenger RNA, 1704 nt
Organism: Haliotis rufescens (red abalone)
Lineage: Eukaryota; Metazoa; Mollusca; Gastropoda; Lepetellida; Haliotidae
Exons: 5
Coding region: 73-732 (219 amino acids)
Molecular function (GO): acyltransferase activity, transferring groups other than amino-acyl groups
Source: RefSeq, a predicted model, not a curated record
AGGAAGGAGAACGUUCAAGUGUCGCUGGUUCCCAUUUAUUUAUUGUGUUGUCUUUCCUGCAAACCGACUGAUAUGGCUCAGCACGAUAUUCGACGAGCGAUGAGAUCUGACUUUGAUGCCAUUAUGGGGAUCGGAGAGGUGAACAACGGCAGGGACUAUCUCCGUUACAGUUAUGAGAGCUUUAUAGACGACCCCAACAACAGGUCAUACGUCUACAUGGUCGGCGGUGAUGUGAUUGGCUUCUCUGCAACCUUUCUCAUUGAUGGAGGACUGAGUUUGCUGUCUCGUGGCGGUAGGGUGAAGGCCUCUGUCCAAGGUCAAGGCAUAUUUCGAACAUUGAAGAAAUAUGUACGUCAGCAGUAUCAAAGUAUAGAAUCCGUCAAAUACGAAGUUCUGACUACAAACAACGUUAACGUUAGUGCAAGACCAAGUCUAAGAGAAUCUUUUUCUGAGCUGUCUUACAAGCACGAUAUUCGACGAGCGACCAGAUCUGACUUUAAUGCCGUCAUGGGGAUCGGAGAGGUGUACAACGGCAAGGACUACCUCCGUUACCGCUAUAACAGGUUUUUAGACGACCCCAACAACAGGUCAUACGUCUACAUGGUCGGCCGUGAUGUGAUUGGCUUCUCUGCAACCUUUCUCAUUGAUGGAGGACUGAGUUUGCUGUCUCGUGGCGGUAGGGUGAAGGCCUCUUUCCGAGAAUCUGAUCUACUACACGAGCAGCCUGUCUGAGGUGGCAAGGUUACCGAAACCGACAUCGUUUCCGAUAAUAAAGGAAAUGACAAAAUAUGACAUGGCAACACUAUUCUCCUCCCAACUGUCAUGCAGUAAAUUGUUUCCCGAUGGAAAAGUCACGGUAGAUUUGGUGCCACUUCGACCGAUGACCUCAAACACGAAGUACAUAUUUCAGGAAGACUCUCUGAUUCUUGCGUCUACCAAUGGCGAAAAUGGUGAUGUGUCCUUGUUGACCAUUGGAAUUCCCAAAACAGUAGAUGCAGGUCGCAUGUACCAUAUUGACAUAUUUGGCAGUGACGUCACAUCAUUACGUUAUCAUGUCUUAAGUCAUCUUCAUCACACGAUGACGUUCAGCCAAGAUGACGUUCUUGUAAGCUUGGCAUCCGAGGAAAAAACGACCUCCUUAUGUCGGGAUAUUAUGAAAACUCUUUGUAUUCAUGAAUACCAGUGCAGUAGUAAGAAAAUGUAUGUUUUUGAAAGAGACUUUGUUCAUGUUAAAUAAAGUAGCAUACACUGAUUUCACUUGUACAUCUGAGGAGAAAACGACACCCUUUAGUCAGGAUAUUAUGAAAACUCUUAGUAUUCAUGGACAAAAUGCAGUAGUAGGACCAUGUUUAUUUUAGAAAAAAACAGAAUACACUGAUUUCAUCUAUUUGCUCUAAACGGAUAUGAAUUACGAUUUGGAAAAGGGAUCAAUGGCUCAGUAAAGAAAGUGUGGAACUCGAUGCCUGGAAAUAUUCUUGACUAGUGUGUGUGAAACCUUUUUGAUUUUUUUGUGUGAAAUUGAUCUUGUGAAGUUUUGCCAGAACUUCUUUUCGCGUUUCCCCGAACGCCCCAUGGGUGUUUCCGAUCAACUCGUUUUUCUAUUUUCUUUUUAAUCCCUGCAUUUAUUAGCAUGAAAAUCAAUUAAGUAUUUUUUGCCUGGUCUUGUAACAUUUUAUCUGACUUAAAAUUAAAUAAAUGCUUUGG